AUGUCCCGGCUGGUGCCUUCACCCAGCUCUGCUGCUGCCUGUGUCACCGUCCUGCUUGGCUGCAUCUGGCUCGUCUCGGCCACCCAGUUCUCUCCAAUGAGAGACAAAGGGCGCACCUUGAUCCGCCUCACUCCACAAGAAAAAGCCACGUGUCCCAGCGCCUCCGUGGAAGUUUUUCUCAACAGCACCCUCACCACACGUCUCCUCCCUGGCCUCUACUCUGUGGUCCUGCUCGUGGGGCUGCCGGCCAAUGCUCUGGCCUGCUGGGUCCUGGUGACCAACUUCAGGAAAUGUUCCAGCACCCUGUUCCUGCUCAACCUGGCCAUUGCUGACCUGCUCUUCGUCCUCCUGCUGCCCUUCAAGAUCUCAUACCACCUCUUGGGCAAUCACUGGCUCUUUGGGGACUACCUGUGCCGCACCAUGGUGGCCUUCUUCUAUGGGAACAUGUACAGCUCCAUCCUCUUCCUCACUUGCAUCGGUCUGGAGCGCUACAUCUCUGUGAGGCACCCAUUUCUGUGGAAGGGCUCCAGUUGGACAUGGGGCAAGGCAGGCAUCUGUGUGGGCAUCUGGCUGGUGGUGGGGCUGGGCAUGAGCCCUCUGCUUUUGUAUCCCCAGACAAGCCACAUCUCGAGUCUGAACAUCACAACGUGCCACGAUGUCCUAGGGAAGGAUGAGCACAAGUUCUUCGUCUACUAUUUCCUCUCCCUGGUGGGUCUGGGCUUUGGAUUGCCCUUUGUGCUCAUGACCAUCUCCUACAGUUGCAUCCUGGUGCGGCUGCUGGCCAAGUGGAGACGCUAUGGGCAGGUGGUGCGUGUCUUGGCACUGGUCCUCCUGGUCUUCAUCUUCUCCUUCACCCCCAGCAAUGUGCUGCUUUUCAUCCACUACAUGCUGGAGGCCACGGGGUGCCACAAUGUCACCUACAUCUGGUACACCCUGGCCCUGGCACUUGGUGCCUUCAGCAACUGCUUUGAUCCCUUUGUCUACUUCUACGUCUCCCAGGAUUUUCGGGGAUGGAUCCGGGAUGCAGGCAGCUGCUGCCCAGGGGGCCUUAAGACCUCAGUGGGGAGGGCCUUGGAGAAGGCAGCCUUGCCCCUGAGGUCCAGUGAGGAGAGCCAGCUGUAG
Messenger RNA from Balearica regulorum gibbericeps (East African grey crowned-crane), 1122 nucleotides. RefSeq names its product proteinase-activated receptor 3. Gene Ontology annotation, cellular component: plasma membrane. The record is from RefSeq and is a predicted model, not a curated record. Gene Ontology annotation, molecular function: thrombin-activated receptor activity. NCBI's taxonomy places the organism in Eukaryota, Metazoa, Chordata, Aves, Gruiformes, Gruidae. Gene Ontology annotation, biological process: phospholipase C-activating G protein-coupled receptor signaling pathway; positive regulation of Rho protein signal transduction; thrombin-activated receptor signaling pathway.